UCUGGAGAAAGACAUCAAUAAAACGAUUKCAGAGGAUUAUGGGAAGGACAAGGUCAAGACGGAAGCUAUUGAUCUUCUCCAGAAAGUGGAAAAGUGCUGUGGUGCUUUAAGCUGGAAGGAUUGGGUUAUCAAUCCUAGCUACAACAUCACUAAAGUCCCUGAUUCUUGCUGUGUCGAWGAAAAGUCUGGUUGCGGGUCAUCGUUCUAUGAUCCUAAAAAACCGAAUGACUUGUCAAAGAUCUACACUACUGGCUGCUACACGAAGCUUAGUGCUCUCGUCAAGAACAAUCUGAAAACUGUUGCUGGUGUGGCUGUAGCAAUCUUAGUGAUCCAGAUUCUCGGCAUGGUUUUCGCAGUUUGCCUUAUCAAAAGAAUUGGACAUGAAGCCUACACAAGUGCUUAAAAUCUACAGUGUUUACAUAAUUCAACUCACGUAUCCAUAGACAAUUUCUCAAUGAUCUCCGCUCAGAGUGGGUUUUAUAAACCCGUGAAAUACAUGUACUUCAUUGAGMGUAUUUUGUUGGUAUACAGUCAACUCUGACUCCUUUGGUUGAAAUACGGCUACACUUUAUUUCACGGAUUUAUGAAACACACUCUAAUCUAUUUUUCUAUCACCUGCAAGUAUUGUACAAGAACGUAAUUGAGAAGCAUUUUCACUGAAUAAAGGCUGAGUAAGAGCUGUUGCUUUAAACCCUUUAAACAGUGCACUUUUAA
Molecule: messenger RNA, 714 nt
Organism: Exaiptasia diaphana
Lineage: Eukaryota; Metazoa; Cnidaria; Anthozoa; Actiniaria; Aiptasiidae
Product: CD63 antigen
Cellular component (GO): membrane
Source: RefSeq, a predicted model, not a curated record